AUGACGUCCAUUCGAUCGACUGGCUCGUGCGAUCCCGAGCUGCUCGGGCAGCUUGCGCAGGAGGGGAAGGCCUCCGGGAAGCCGAUCACGAUCACCGUCCUGAGGAAAGCGGCCACGCCCUUCACGAACUUUGACAACAAGCUCAGGGAGGCCUACGACCAGCUGGACGGCGACCUGCCGGACCUGGAGGACGUGCAGGGCCGCCUCGCCGAGGCCAAGGUGCUGGCCACCUCGGGCGCCUCGUCGCCCUCGGCGGCGGACAGCAUCCUGGUGGCCUGCGGCCUCCGCCCCUGCUCGGGGGCCCAGUUUAACUACUUUCCGCGCCUGCCUACGGUAGGCAUGGUGGCGGAUACUCCCCAAGCUUCGCGGCGUGAUCGACCAGCUGAUCAAGGACCUCACCCCGCUCGCCGCCGCUUGCAAGUGAGCGCCCCGAGUAGCAUUUCUGAUUGCUCCCUCGCGUGCAAUAAUCUUCAGAACUUUCAAGGGACACACGUUGAUGCGGCGGCACGCAGGGGACGUGCCAUGGCAGAACGAUCGCUUGCUCGAAACACGAGAUAGCUUGAUGCCGACGUUUCAACGUGUAGUCGACCGAUGUCAAUCGCAUGUGCGUAGUGUUUGGGUAUGUGGUCAGCGAGCUCCGCCAGGCUACGCUGGAACCAUUUUUCAAAGUAAUCGAUUUACAGUCGCUUUUUUCCUUGCCGACCAGACUCAGCCACAGUGUAUGAGCGAAGGCGCUUAAAAAGGAGUGCAACGUCGAGCAGCCAGAUGAGGAAAGGAUGGCACGCGCCCCGUACUCUUGGAUGGGACAGUAAUCCUCCUC
Molecule: messenger RNA, 820 nt
Organism: Prorocentrum cordatum
Lineage: Eukaryota; Dinophyceae; Prorocentrales; Prorocentraceae
Source: the annotation of a GenBank genome assembly